UCCGAUGAUGGCGAGCAUGUCAUUGUCAUCCCUCAGCCUGGUGCUGCUCGGUUGCCUUCCCCUGCUGCAAGGGCAGCAGCUGGAGCAGCAUACAGGAUACCCCGACUGGCUGUACUCCAUGCCCUGGCGCCCGCUGGUGCCGCCCACUCCACAGCAAUUUCAGCUCUCGCAGCUGAGUCCCGGCUACACGGGGCCACAGACCUUUCCUGCCAUACGGCAGGAGCAGCAGCAGAAUGGUUUGUUCCUGCCACAGACGCAGCUACUGGGCCGUCCAGGACCGCCAGCUCAGGGUACAUUUGGACUGCCCUUUAGGCCCUCACCUUUUGCGGGCUACACGGAUGACUAUGACGAGCAUCAGGCAGGAGGAGGCGGAAACUCUCUGCAGGAGCAGGCAAGAGGCGCGGAAAGAGCUGGAGCGUAUGUCUACUUAUCGUCUGGCCGUUUUUACAGCCUAUUUAGAUCAUAG
Messenger RNA from Drosophila subobscura, 466 nucleotides. RefSeq lists its product as uncharacterized. The transcript has a single exon. Lineage: Eukaryota; Metazoa; Arthropoda; Insecta; Diptera; Drosophilidae. The coding region runs from base 5 to 466 and encodes 153 amino acids. The record is from RefSeq and is a predicted model, not a curated record.